Messenger RNA from Calidris pugnax (ruff), 3381 nucleotides. It is a transcript of the gene TYW1, whose product is annotated as tRNA-yW synthesizing protein 1 homolog. Gene Ontology annotation, molecular function: catalytic activity; FMN binding; 4 iron, 4 sulfur cluster binding. The record is from RefSeq and is a predicted model, not a curated record. The coding region runs from base 1 to 2235 and encodes 744 amino acids. Gene Ontology annotation, biological process: wybutosine biosynthetic process. The transcript is spliced from 16 exons. Lineage: Eukaryota; Metazoa; Chordata; Aves; Charadriiformes; Scolopacidae.
AUGUUCCAGUCUGGCCUUGACACCCUGGGUUUAGAUGUCUCAAUGGACACGUGGAACUUUUUCUAUACUUGCCUGGUGUCCUUAUGGCUGCACAGAUUUUACAUCUAUUCUGCUAUUGCUUCUGGGAUCAGCAUUUGGAUCACUGUUCAGUUCUUCACCACCAAAACCAAAAAGAAGGGUGAAAAAUCCAAGGGGAAUCCAGCUGCUUCUGAAGGAACAGAAGACAAACUAGUAAAUGGAUAUGGCACCCUGCAGGCAAAGGAAGUCUAUGUCGCUGGGGUAAAGAUUUUCUAUGGGUCCCAGACUGGCACAGCAAAGAAAUUUGCUGCAGGUCUGGCUGAAGCAGUUACUUCCCUUAAUUUGCCCGUGGAAGUCAUUAGCAUGGGGGACUACGAUCCAGAUGAUUGUUUAGCAGAGGAAACAACGAGCAGGAACAUCUGUGUGUUCUUGGUAGCCACGUACACGGAUGGACAGCCCACGGAGAGCGCGGCCUGGUUCUGUAAGUGGUUGGGAGAGGCUGCCAAUGACUUCCGCUUCGGGAGAACGUAUCUGAAGGGCCUGAGAUAUGCUGUGUUUGGCCUGGGAAACUCAGUUUAUGUCGAUCAUUACAACACGGUUGGGAGGAGCGUAGACAGGUGGCUAUGGAUGCUGGGUGCCAGCCGCAUCCUGACUCGUGCCGAGGGGGACUGCAACGUGGCCCAGAGCAAGCAUGGCAGCAUCGAGGCCGACUUUGAAGCCUGGAAAGCCAAGCUCCUCAGCCGGCUCCAGGUGCUCUGCAGAGGGGAGAAGAAGCCCUGCAGCGGGAAGUGCAAGAAAGGGAAGUGCAAAUCUUCAAGGAAGCAGAACAAAGAGAGCUCAGAUCAUGAACAUGGGGCAUCAGAAUACGAGAAUACUGAGGCAGAGGAGUUGUUUGAAACCAGUAGUGAGGAGGAGACUGAUGCUGAGGAAGCUGGAGGCACAAACGCUGUUGUUGAUGUUGAAGACCUCGGCAAUAUCAUGAGCCAUGUGAAGAAAGCAAAGAGAGAACGUGAGCUGGAGGAAGGAGAUGUUGGGACCAGCUUGAGCACUGGGAGGAAGGAGGAGGGUGAGAAGAGAGAGAUGAUCACCCCGGCGCUGCGGGAAGCGCUCACAAAACAAGGUUACAAGCUGAUUGGAAGCCAUUCCGGGGUGAAGCUCUGUCGCUGGACAAAGUCGAUGCUUCGAGGCCGAGGAGGCUGCUACAAACACACAUUUUACGGGAUUGAGAGCCACCGCUGCAUGGAGGCCACCCCCAGCCUGGCCUGCGCCAACAAAUGUGUCUUUUGCUGGAGACAUCAUACAAACCCUGUGGGCACAGAGUGGCGAUGGAAGAUGGACCAGCCCGAAAUGAUCUUGCAGAAGGCUAUUGAGAAUCAUCAGAAUAUGAUCAAGCAGUUCAAAGGCGUGUCAGGGGUGAGAGCAGAUCGGCUGGAGGAAGCCAUGGCAGCGAAGCACUGUGCCCUCUCGCUGGUGGGAGAGCCCAUCAUGUACCCACAGAUCAACCGGUUUGUGAAGCUCCUGCACCAGCACAGCAUCUCCAGUUUCCUGGUUACAAACGCCCAGUUCCCGGAUGAGAUCAGGAACCUCGAGCCGGUAACGCAGCUGUACGUCAGCGUGGACGCGAGCACCAGAGAGAGCCUGAAGAGGAUCGAUCGCCCCCUCUUCAAGGAUUUCUGGCAGAGGUUUCUAGACAGUCUAAAGGCCUUGUCUGAAAAGCAACAGCGCACUGUUUAUAGGCUGACACUGGUGAAAGCUUGGAACGUGGAUGAGCUCAAAGCCUACGCUGAGCUGAUAGCCCUCGGGAAACCAGACUUCGUGGAGGUCAAGGGCGUGACAUACUGCGGCGAAAGCUCGGCCAGCAACCUCACCAUGGCCAACGUCCCCUGGCACGAGGAGGUGGUGGGCUUUGUCCAGGAGCUGGCAAACCUCAUCCCCGACUACGAAAUCGCGUGUGAGCACGAGCACUCCAACUGCCUCCUGCUAGCUCACAAGAAGUUCAAGGUAGACGGUGAGUGGUGGACCUGGAUCGACUACGGCCGCUUCCAGGAGCUGGUGCAAGAGCAGGAGAGGAGCAGCGGGUGCAAGACCUUCACAGCAGCUGAUUACAUGGCCAAAACUCCUCGCUGGGCGCUCUUUGGGUCCAGAGAAAGGGGAUUUGAUCCCUUGGACGUGAGAUACCAGCGGAAGAAUAAAGCAAGAGACAUCUCUGGGUGCUGAGGUCAGGUUGGGGCUCACUGAACUCUGGGCUGCUGAGUUUUGGUCUCCGUUUCUAGGCUACCAACAAUUUUUGAAUCUAUUCACCUAAAUUUUUCUGAGGUUUGAUAUUGAGAAGGAGGGUAAAGCCUUUAUUUAACCCUUCCCUCCUGUUUUUAGAGCUUUUUGGAUGAAAAUAUUUAUGAUGCUCUCUAUCUGAAGAUAAAUCCCAAAUGGUGUGUGCCAGCGAUUUAUCCAAACGGGCAGCAGGAUGAGGGAGGCAGUGGCUGUGUCUCCACAGCAGAGGGUGUUUGGGGUUGGAUGUGGACCAUGCGUUGGAUUUCUGUGCCCUGCGGCCAGGAGAGCCCAAGGAUAAGCACCAGGGGGAUGUCAGUGCCACAGGCUGGUGGAUCUGUGCAGGUAGGACCAUGGAAGGAUCUGGAUCUAAACCUGAGCCCUGCUGGAAGAAUCCUUGUACAGACAGUAACAGAGAUCUAUGUAUUUUAAACCCUGGUGCCAGUUCCCAUGAAGAACCCAACCCCAAGAAGCCGAAGCUUGGGAAUGGUGCCAGUAACAGCACCGCUUUUGAUAUCAUCUGCAGCUUCUGAUAUCGCUCCAAAUAUUUUCCAACUUCAUGGGUUUGGCAGUGAAUAUUUUCCAAGCAGUUUUAUCCCACUCCCCAGCACCCCUAAGCAACACAUACAAUUCUUCAAAGUCCCGUGUGUGUCCGAUGUCCUGCUGAUGGUGAGGACGUGCGGUGGGGAGCCAGCAGCGUUGGACAUCAGCUUCCUUUGCUCCACGCAGGAGAGUCGACAGCGUCGCUGCUGGUUUGGGUGGAGGUGGGAAUGGGAUGGAAAUGAAAACCGAAUCUGGUGGAGGUUUCUCAUGUCAAGAAAUUGAGACCCAGAGGUGUCAGCUGCUGGCCUGAAGAAAAACAGAGUCAUCCCCGAGUAUUUUUGUUCUACUGCUGAACUCCAGGAGCAUAGAUCAGAGACCUUCAUGACCCUCCCACCUUAAUGGUGAGGUCCAGAGGCCUGUGAUGCCCCAUGGCAGCACUGUGGAUAGGACUGUUCCUGAGAUUGUGAUUAUUUUUUAAAAACGAACCUCAUUUCUUAAAGUGUAAAAAGUGUUUCUAAAGAAGAAAGACAAUAAAGUAAUUCCUUAGAGCGC